Hippocampus comes (tiger tail seahorse) is the source of this 1314-nucleotide messenger RNA. RefSeq names its product cyclin-dependent kinase inhibitor 2D (p19, inhibits CDK4) (gene cdkn2d). The record is from RefSeq and is a predicted model, not a curated record. Gene Ontology annotation, cellular component: nucleus. Gene Ontology annotation, molecular function: protein binding. The transcript has 3 exons. The coding region runs from base 317 to 805 and encodes 162 amino acids. Lineage: Eukaryota; Metazoa; Chordata; Actinopteri; Syngnathiformes; Syngnathidae.
GGCCGACUCCCACAGUUGCCACGGUGAUAGUGUAGUAACGGAUCCUUGGCCCCGCCUCUUUACCAUAUAUGACAAGACCCCACCCUCUUAGUGAGCCGUGAUUGGUCGACGCGUGCUCCUCUUCACUGUUUGUAAAUGGUACGCUCGAGACGUAUCUGUGUGGCACUCAGCGCGCAAAUGUAUUUUCCGAACGUCCAUAAACAUUUACCGGUCGUCUUAUAUUUCAUUAAUAACCUUGCUUGAGGACGUACGACGAGGAGAGCUCGGCGACGUCGACAACCCCAAAACAAGCCACCAAGACGUGAACGAGGCCGACAUGGUUCAGAUGCACGGCGCCCGAGGGUUGACGGGAGCGGCGGCCAGGGGGAACCUCGGUGAGGUGCGGAGGAUCCUGGAGGAAUGCAGGCUGCAUCCCGAUACUGUCAACGAGUUCGGCAGGACGGCGCUACAGGUGAUGAUGAUGGGCAACACCAGGGUAGCCCGCCUGCUCCUGGAAAGAGGAGCUGAUCCCAACGUUCAGGACGCGGGCGGAACAGCUCCGGUCCACGACGCCGCCCGCACGGGCUUCGUGGACACGCUGAAGGUCCUGGUGGAGCACGGCGCCUCGGUGAACGUGGCGGACCACGGAGGCGCCCUGCCCAUCCACUUGGCCAUCCGAGAGGGCCACCACCGUGCCGUGGAGUUCCUGGCGCCGCUCUCCGACCUGGGCCGCGCCAACGCCCGCGGGCAGACGGCCGUAGACGUGGCCCGGGCGGCUCACCGCCCUGACAUGAUCCGUCUGCUGUUCGCUCACAUCCAUUCGUAGUUUGGGCCGCGCGUCUUCCUUUUCCUGUUCAAACCUGGUGACUUGAAUUCAUUGGCAUCUACGUAAGUUUUUUUGUGUUUUGUUCUUAGCUUGACGUUCAGACAUGAUGCACUUGUUAUGUGGUCAUGGCAGCUACUUUUCAGUUGGUUCUUUUGCACAGUGCAAUGUAGGCACCUUAUUUACUAAAACAUAUUUAUCUCUUUGAAUGGGGAGUGCACAUUAGUUUGAUCUCCUCCAAGUGGUUUGUGUUUAUUUGUAACAAUUGAUUUGUUUGUCUUGUUUUUUUUUUUUUAUGUUAUGAAACUUGAAAUGAAUUUACACUCCUUGCAUGAAAUUAGAUGAGUUUAGACCUUAAAUUAUUUAUUGUUGUUGAUAUAGCAGUGAUGAUUCUUUGAAUUUUUUUUGGGAAAUGUUAUUUAUACUGAGAGUACUUUUAAUACGCAAGUGGAAGAAUUCAGUUUGUUGUUUGAAGAUGAAAGCACAAAAUAAAGGAACUUUUGAAGUCAAAA